CUAAUACUGUCAUUUAAACUUUUACAGAUUUUAUAGCCAAAUUUGUUUCUGUUGUAAGAUGAAAAUGAUUCUAAAAUUUUAUUUUAGUAUUUUAAUUUUAUGGACUUUGAAAUAUGUUUUAACGCAUUAUCAUAAUUAUGCUGAUUUCAACUUAUAUUUAGUUGAAGUAGUAAAACACAUUAUAUAUCAUAACCAACUACAGGAGAAAAUAACUUCAUGGCAUGAUGUAAAUACGACAGACGAAUUUAAAAUAUUGUUAAGCACAUCAUUAAAUAAAAAUCACAUAGACUUUAUUCUUUCGCCUGAAAUUGUCAGCUCCAUAAUUAUUUCAAUGAACUGUAGAUAUGCGAAAUUAUUGAAAUUAUAUGACCGCUAUAUAAUGACGAUGAUAAGUGAAUGUGAAAAUUAUUACAAUAUUAAAUUAUUUGACAAAUUUAUUGAAUGCACAAAAUUAAUUCAAGAUGUUGUUUGUAACUCAAGUGGUAUGUUUAAAAAUUUGUAUGAUAUUUUGACAUUUCUCAUAAACUUGGAUGUAAAAUUUAUAUUCCAUGAAUAUGUAGCUCCAAUUACUAUAAUCAAUGAGAUUCAUACUGUUUAUACAUACACUUCAUCAAAAAAAAAAUCAUGUAUGUUUACUUACAUAACAUCCAGUGGUGAUUUUGACACAGAUGAUGCUUGCAAGGAUAUUUUAAAUAUCAAACAUUUCCAAGCUAAAGUAUCUGAUAUGCUUCAUAAUCAUCAAUUUUUAGAUACAGCUAGCAAUUUGACUAGUGAUUUUGUUGAUAAAUAUUUAAUAGAAAAAUCUAAAGGGAAAUACGUACUUCAGAAAGAAAAAGACAAAAGUUAUAUUCAAUUUAUAUAUGACGAUCUCAUAAUAUUUUAUAAUGAAGUUAUUGCGAAUGAUAAUUGUAACCUUGGAUUUCAAGAAUUAUUAAAUCCAACUAUACCUGGACUUGUACCACCAAUGAUACUUAAAAAUACAGAACAGAGGAUUGCUACACUAAAAACAUUAUUUUCAAAACGUCAUUUUAAGGAGCCCUUUAAGAAUAUUAAGAUUGUUAUAGAUCAUAGUGAAAAAUUAGACGCGAGCUACUUACUUCAAACUGUAGUGAAUUCUGAAAACUUGUAUCAUAAAGAAAAAUAUUUUGUACAAUUAUUGAGGUGUAGGUAUGCCGAAAUACUUAAAAAAUAUGUAUAUUUAGUGGACAGUAUAAUCAACUUUUGUAGAAUUGAAGAAAUAAAAGGCAAUAUACACAAAUAUAAGGAAAGGUUUGUAGAAUGCGUUAACCAACUGCGCAAUUCAAUAUCAUUGUCUGUUAAUAUGCUAGAAUCCUUAUUAUCUGCUAUGGCAAUACUAAAAAAAUUAUAUAUUUGGGAGUAUGUCAAAAAUGUUCAUAAUUGCUUACAUAUACCAGCAACUAUUAUAACUGAAUUAUUUUAUGAUUUGAAAGCUCUAAAUAUUGGUCCAUAUGUUGAUACAAAAACGAUUAAUGAAAUACAAGCAACAGCAUAUCUUGACCAAUUAUCUAAGUUCCACAAGAAAUUAAAAAAAGGUUUGCGUAGUGAAUUGGGUAGUCGCGUGAGAUUUCGUUGUGAAUUUCUAGACAACUACACAGAUACUCUAAAAAUUAAAAAACUAUGUGAUAUGAAUUUGUCAAACAAGCAUAAUGGUCCAGUUUAUGAAUUGUUUUGCUCACAUAUAAAUAUAUUUUGUAACGAAAUUAUUGAUACUGAUUACAAAAAUCUAGGCUUUAAAGAUUUAAUAUAAAUUUUUUGAA
This is a messenger RNA of Daktulosphaira vitifoliae (grape phylloxera), 1778 nucleotides long. RefSeq lists its product as uncharacterized. The record is from RefSeq and is a predicted model, not a curated record. Bases 59 to 1768 code for a protein of 569 amino acids. Lineage: Eukaryota; Metazoa; Arthropoda; Insecta; Hemiptera; Phylloxeridae. The transcript has 2 exons.